AAACAAAACCACUCCCCCCUCUUCAAAUUUCAGCAACCAAAACCGAGCAUAAUACACAGGCGAGGAAUUUUCGGUAUGAUUUAUUUUUCAUAUUAUAGGUUAAUGAUGGGUAUUUAGUAGUUAUAGUAUGAUUUAAUUUUCGUAUUAUAGCGUAAUGAUGUUUUUAGUAGUUAUAUUGUUAUGUUAUUAUGAAUUACUUAUCGUAGCAAUUGUAGUACUUAAUUUUUGAAUUUAUGAUGUUGUUAGUUAGUUGAAGUUAUGUUACGUUAGUUAUGAGAUGGAGUAAUAUUAGUCGUACAAUAUGGUUUUGGUUAAUUUUACUGUCUUUAAACUAAUAUUUUAACUUAUUGUAAAUUGUAGAUAUGGGUAAAUUCAAGAAGUUUUGGCUUAUUAUUCGGUGGAAUGGAAGGGUGACAAACUCUGACAUAGGGAUUGAUUAUGAGAACGGUGAAUCCACUAUGCUAAAAAUUGAGUCGCGAUUCAAUUUUCAAGAACUCCGUGAUAUUUGUGCAGACGGGGUUUGUACGAGCGGACAGACGAGACUUGGCAAAAUUAGUUACCGGUAUCCAGACAUGAGUGCUGGCGGGGUCGUGUACCAAGAAGUUGUCAUAAACGAUGAUGACGCGGUUACGAUGAUGUUGGAGUUCCUAAGCGAUAACGGGAUGCGGCUUGCAGAGGUGUAUGUUGAGAUCGAGGCGGUCGGUGAAACUCAUUCUCACCAGUAUUCUUAUGAUGAUGGUGUUGCAGGAGGGUAUGGAUGGGGUGGUAGUUCGAGCAACUACAAAGGAGGUGGUUAUACAGGAGGUUAUGGAGAGGGUGAUAGUUCAAUCAACUACGGUGGAGGUAGUAGUGCAGGAUGGGUGCCGUCGGAAGAAUACUCGCAACAGGAUCAACCUGCCGAUGGCGUUCAAUGGCCUGCUUGGGGGCCUGAGUGGGAUGAAAUCGAGAAUACCAUUCGAGCAGGGCGUACUUCACAUGAGCGAGAAGACGAUGGUGGUGAUGGUGAUCAUGUUAAUCCUUCUGGGCUGAGCUAUCCAAUUGACUCAAGCGACGAGGAUAGUGAGGAAGAUUUGAGAUCAGUGAGCGAGGAGGAAGAUACUGAUGAUAACGACGACGAGGCGACAUUUCGUGAGGCACCCACGCCAUACUACACACAAGUUCUAACUCAAUUUCUACAUAGUCAGAAUAAUGCCCCCGACUUUGUCCCUAUGCCAGUGUAUAAUCCGACGACCGAUUUGGAGGUGGCUAUGACGUUCUCAUCGAAAGACGCUGUGCAGGAUGUCUUAACCGAAGAGGCCUUGAGGCGCAACUUCGAGUGGAAGGUAAAAUAUUCUGACAGUAAAUAAUUACAUGUCAUAUGCAAGAAUGAUGCAGAGGGUUGUACGUGGCAACUGCGGGCUACAAAUAUGAAGAGAAAGGGUGCCUGGGUGAUUCGAAAAGUUGAGACCAACCACACUUGCUCCUCGUCCAUACGUUCCUAGGAUCAUAGGCAUCUUAAAGCAAAGAAAAUUGGGAGACUAUUAAACACCUUAUCGAAGCACAACCAGAUAUCAAAGUCAAAGCUAUCAUGGCCGAGGUGAAGGAUCGACAUUCUUACACGAUAAGGUGCAAAAAAGCAUGGCAUGGAAAGCAGAAAGCCAUGGCUGAGGUGUAUGGUGAUUGGGAGGAUUUGUAUGCUUUACUCCCUAGACUUAUGGCCGGAAGGUGGAACGUAUGGGUUUCGGGACGCCAUCGCUCCGCCAUUGCCGUAAGCAGAUCGUUGUCGAUUUCGAUCCGCAUGAAAUGGUGCAACAUACCCAACCCGGUCCUCUCUAUAUAGGGCGCCAACCGUGGAUGCCAAGGGGGAAAGUUUGUGGUCCCUUUAUGAACGACGGGAAUAAGUGAUUCCUUCAAAAAAAAAAUAGGAAAAACAUCAAUUUGUUAGUUUAAAUAAAGCAAAAUAAAACCUUGGAAAACAACAAAAUAAAGCAAAUAAAUCAUAAAAUUACCGGAUUGUUAUCCCAAAUAGCACGGGAGCGAUGAGCUUCUUGAUCGGUUAAGAGUCUCAUAUCUCUUGGCCCAUAAUGGAUAUACAAUCGAGGAUCGUAUAUCUCGGCACCCAUCUAUAAAAAAAGUAAUGAAAUCAGAGAUUGUUUUGAUAAAAAAAAUCACAAAAUCAAAUUGUUACGAUUAAAAAUAAGAACACAAAAAAAAACCUACACGAAAAGCCUCUUCGUCCAUUUUUUGGCAGAAGCCGGACAGAGGUUCGACGGGUUCAGGUUUGUAAGGGACGGGACCUUAGCGGGACGGGGGCUUUAGGGUCAAACUCUACUAAUUCUUUCUGAUGUGGAAGAUCGGAUUUAUCCGCAACCACAGAGCAUACUUAGAACGAGACUAGAGCGGAUAAAUUGAGGGAGAAAGAAGAAUAAGUUGAGGUGUGAUUUGUAAGUGAGGGAAGGGUCUAUUUAUAGUGUUUGGAAGGGGGGGAAGGGAUCUGACGAAUUUAAUUUCUGGCCGCCUUCACCGCGUUUGUGGAACGCGGUGAAACGCGGUGAAUACACCGCGUUUGUGGAACGCGGUGAAUACACCGCGGAGGUCAAAGGCGGUGAUGGGGGCGACGUGGACCAGCUGUGAGGCGUCGGAUCUGGGAAGAAAACCACGAUCCGCGCCUCACCGCAUCUGACGGCCACAGUGAAAUAUUUACUGUUUUUGACAAACGCGGUGAUAGCCUUCACUGCGUUUGUCAAAAACGAUGAAUGCCAAACAUGUGUAGUUUUGGAAAAAAAAAUUAUACAUGUAUUUUGGAAAUAUUUUUUAAGAACUAGUGUACUUUAGGAUUUUUUCCGGGUUAUGCACUCAUAAGUUAUGCACUAUUUCCAUUUGGGAUAUGGAAAUUAGAUGGAUGGCCUACCUGCUAGAUUUUAUAGUAAUGAUUAGAAGUGAUAAUUUUGUAUCUAAUCUACCAAUCCAAUCCAUUCACUUAAAUAUCAACUACUCCAAUUUAUUUAAAUCAUGUUCAUUAUAUCCAAAUUAAAUUGUAUUGGUUUAUUAAAAAUUUUCAAUUAGA
Messenger RNA from Linum trigynum, 3046 nucleotides. The record is from the annotation of a GenBank genome assembly. NCBI's taxonomy places the organism in Eukaryota, Viridiplantae, Streptophyta, Magnoliopsida, Malpighiales, Linaceae.